Messenger RNA from Schistocerca piceifrons (Central American locust), 3198 nucleotides. RefSeq names its product peroxisomal acyl-coenzyme A oxidase 3-like. Lineage: Eukaryota; Metazoa; Arthropoda; Insecta; Orthoptera; Acrididae. The transcript is spliced from 14 exons. The record is from RefSeq and is a predicted model, not a curated record. Gene Ontology annotation, molecular function: fatty acid binding; pristanoyl-CoA oxidase activity; FAD binding. Gene Ontology annotation, cellular component: peroxisome. Gene Ontology annotation, biological process: fatty acid beta-oxidation using acyl-CoA oxidase; lipid homeostasis. Bases 481 to 2505 code for a protein of 674 amino acids.
ACGAUUCAUAUGCUUAUAUAACACACAUUGCUAGACUCUCCGAACUAAAAAAAAUAAUAUGUAUUUCUCAACAUACAACGAAAUCAUGGUGGCAACACAGUGUUAUCUUCAUGCGCUGUAACCCUUGUUUGUAGAAACCGCAUAGUACAUAUGGCCAAUCGCAUAGAACAUUGCUUGAUUCGGUGAAAUUAUUGUGCGAUCGUAACGUCUUGCGUUCCGUUUUUUAUUGUCUCUAAAUCGUAGUUUCCCAAGAGGACGGUAAUUUUCACAUCAUUGUUUGGUGUCACUGCCGCUACUUACAAUUUUUUUUAAUUUAUUUUUAAAAGAAUUCGUGCAAAGUUGUGAUGGCUAUAACUGCAGUAAAGGAGUCAUGAGUUUCAUGUCACAGUUUAAGUACACAGAGAACUGACAUACGGAUUGUUCCUUUACAGGUUUGUAGAGGUCACUGCGAAAAUGUAGCGAAACCAGAGGUUUUUUUUAAUGAUUGGAGAGUCAGUUCAAGUGAACACCAUCAAGAUGUCUGAUAAGAAGCCAUUCAGCGUCUCGGGACCCCUCAAUGAGUACCGAAAGAAAGCCAGUUUUGACUGGGACAAACUGAGAUUUUCCCUGGAUAAUGAAGAAAUUCUUAAACUGAAGGCAAAAAUUUGGAGUGUGAUGGAGUCAGAUCCACUCUUCCUUCAGCCCUCACUAACACCAAGUCCUGAUGAACAACAUAGAUUAACUAUGAAGCGUAUCAGGUAUCUGCAGGCCAAGAACCUUAUCUCACCAAAGGAUUUUCAUAAUAAUGUGAAGGUAAAUGCAUUAACUUCAACACUCGGUCAGUAUGAUGCUUCACUUGCUUUAAUUUACCCAAGAGAACUUACGGCAUUCCUGAGAGCAGUUAAUGACUUUGGUACCCAGCGACAUAAGAAGUAUAUACAAGACUGCUUGAACAAUAAGAUUUCUGGAUGUGUGGCAACUGAAGAGAUCUGCGGUUCUUGCAGGACAACGGCAACUUAUGACCAAACAUCACAAGAAUUUGAGCUUCAUUCUCCUGAUUUUGAAUCCGCAAAAUGUUGGCAGCCAAGACUCGGAAUUAGUGGUACACAUGCUGUGGUUUCUGCAAAUCUUAUCACUGGAGAUAGUGUGAAUCAUGGUGUGCACUACUUCUUGGUACCAAUUAGGGAUCCUAUGACUCUUAUGUCAUACUCGGGAAUUAUUGUUGGUAAUGUGGGUGAGAAGACUGGGCAAAAUGGAGUUGACACUGGUUUUCUGAUGUUCAACAAAUACCGUAUACCACAAGAAAAUUUGCUUAAUAGCCUUGCGGAUGUGUCACCUUCUGGCAGGUAUACAAGGACAGCAAAUGCCAUGACCUUUGAUGAUGUCCAAACUCAACUGGCACUUCACUAUUUGGUGACUUCUGCUAAUUUAUCGGCUGCAUUGCUGGCAAAGGCUGUAACCAUUGCAGUUCGUUACUCAGCUGUUCGGAAACAGUUUGGUCCAACACCAAACCAAGAACUUCCUGUUAUUGAAUAUCAGCUUCAACAAUGGAGACUUUUCCCCUACUUAGCAUCGAGCUUUGCUUUCAAGAUUUUUGCAGACUUUCUUGGACAGGCUCUUGACAACCAGCACCCAAAGGAUAUCAUUGCAGCAAAGGAGCUACAACAGAUAGCAUCAGUGGGAAAAUAUCUGGUAACUAGUGUAACGGUUGAUGGAACUCAAGAAUGCCGAGAAGCUUGUGGUGGCCACGGUUACCUUAAAGUUGCUGGCAUAGGUGACAUAAGAAAUGAUAAUGAUGGAGAGCAUGUAUCUGCUCACUGUAGUAGUACUGUACUGCGCCAGUGUAGUGAGUGGUUGCUGGAAUUAUGGUCAAAGAACAAGAAGGGUGGGCUACCUUUCUCUAGUUCUGCACUUGGAUCACUAGCAUUCAUAAGGGAGCACACUGACCUAAUGACUAAACAUUUCAGAGCUAAGUCAGUGAAUGACACAAUUGUUCCAGAAGAAUUGCUGCAAACAUAUCGUUGGCUAGUAUGUUGGCUGCUGCAGGCAACAGAAGAGAAACUAAGGAAACAAGGCCGUCAGCUUUCUGAAUGUGAAGUGUUCUGUGCAGCACCACUGGCAAGAGCAUAUAUCGAACACUUUAUCUUGCAGAAAUUUGUGGAAAAAGCAAACAGUGCAAACAAUCAUUCUGUGAAGGUUGUUCUCCGUAAACUGUGUUCCCUGUAUGGUGUAUGGUCUCUUGAAAAGCACCUGCCCUUCCUCUACCAAGGUGGCUACAUGAGUGACCGUGAGCCAGCACAUUUCAUACAAGAAGGCCUCUUACAACUCUGUGAACAACUGAAAUCUGAAGCUAUUAGUCUGGUGGAUGCUCUGGCCCCUCCAGAUAGGCUUUUGUCAUCUGUGUUGGGACAGUCUGAUGGACAUGUAUAUCGUAAUAUGCAAGCUUCAUUCUUCAGCAAUCCACAGACCUUUGAACGGCCAGCUUGGUGGAAAGAUGUUGUGUUUUGGCAGCACUCAAAACUCUGAAGAAUUUUCUAUGAAAUGGCUUGAAUUUCAUAUUUGAUGUUCAUAUACAAAAUAAUUCACUCUCAGGUGAUUGGAAUUAUGUAUAUAAAUUAGUUUCCUCAUGCACAAAGAACAGUAUACCUACUGCCUAUUUAUAAAACAUUAAGUUGGCUUAAAACUGGGACUUACAUAUUCAUAUUUUUUAUAGAAAACCUUUCACAAACAUUCUUUUACAAAAAGAAACUUAAAUCAGUUACUUGAACUGGAGAUUAUAAGAGAGAGACACUUUUAGUAUCACUUCAAAAUGUGUCCCAGUGUCAUGCGGAACUUAAGAAACAAGAAGCUCUCACUUUCUGCAGUCCCAGUGUUAGACGUAUAAUGGGAGGUGAACGAAACUGCUUACAUGUGAAUAAAAAGAGACAGAAGGAAUUCAUGUUUUAGUACAGCAACCAAUAUGGUUGUGAUUCAUUUACUCUGAAGAUACAUUUUUAAGUCAGAAAUAAGAUUGAUAAUAUCUGCCACUUGAAUGUUUAAUUCUUACUACUGAAAAAGAAAGUGGUCAAUAGAAAGAUUUGUACAAAGCUAUAUUUUUAAUAAGAAUAUAUUUUUUAUAUGUGGUGAAAUAAAAUUUUAUAUUUGUCUAUUUUUAAAGGGGGUAUUUUUGUACACUUGAACAAUUAUGUGAUUGAAUAAAUAAUAUAUCUUGCUGUUGGA